GCUUGGCGGUCGCGCAGCCGCAGUGCUACAAACUGCCUCGGCCCUCCGUCCUCCUUACCUCCUCCCAUCAUGUCCCCCUCGCCAGUAAUGCCUACCUUCUCCCCCCAUGCGCGCGCCUUCGUCGACUCCGCGGCCUACCUCCUUGCGCGCGACGCGGGAUCGGAUCUGACGCCCAACACGACGCAGAGGAAUACGCUCAUCGUCGCCGCGGUGUAUAUUCUCGUGAUCGCGAUUCUGUGGCACGUUCCGUAUCUGAAUAUGAUUAUUUAUCCGUUCAAGUUGCUAACAGUUGGUUUUCAUGAGAUGAGCCACGCCUUCGCGGGCCUCCUCACCUGCGCGCACAUCCACUCGAUCGAACUUGACCCGAACGAAGGUGGUGCCACCUCAAUGUCUGGCGGCAUAUCCUGGAUCACUCUCCCCGCGGGGUACCUCGGGUCUUCCUUCAUCGGCGCCUGCCUAAUUGCGUGCGGCUUCAACACCAACGCGAGCAAGGUCGCCUCCAUCGUCCUCGCUGUAUUCUUCCUGUUCACCUUGUGGUGGGCAAGGAGAGAUUGGCUAACAUGGGUCCUCAUCCUUGGCAUGUCCGGCCUGAUCGUACUCUUCUGGUUUGUGGCGGGCGGUGUAGCACUGAGGUAUCUGGUCCUCUUCAUCGGCGUUAUGUCCUGCCUCUACGUCCUCUGGGAUGUCGUUGAUGACACCAUAUCCCGAAAGAUAAACUCGUCCGACGCAUCCCAGUUCGCCAAGAUCUGUGGCUGCUGUCCGUCGCAGGUCUGGGGCGUCCUCUGGCUCCUCAUCGCCUUCGUGUUCUUCGCGCUCGGCAUCAUCGUCGGGUUGGCUGCGUUCAAGGAAACCGCCGCCGAGCAAGCCGAGGACUCAGAGCACUUCCUCCCCGUCCCAGGAUCCGACAACGGCGCUGCAAGUCUUGGGAGCCCGAUAGGGCUGUCGUUGACCUUGCUCGCUGUUGGGGUGAACGCUGUGUUGGCGUUGUAGGCCUCGGCGGCGUUGUUAGCCUCAUCACGAGCCCCCUGCUGCGAGCUGCGAGCUACCACCAACUCUAUCUUGUAUGUAUAACAUCCCGCGUGCGCCACGAAGCGCCGCUGCUAUGUCACUAUCUAUUGAAACGGACUUCGCUAACGUUGACGAAUUAUCUCAGUACCCUCUACGGUAUACCACGUUGUUUAUAAUGAAUGAUGAUACCCCGCCUGUGCGAGGUGUGUAGCGCGUGUGCUGGACAUUGAACAGCCGGGUAUGUGUAGUGCAAGUGUGGUGGUAUAGGUUGGUAUCAUAUCCUGGGUAUAUCCCGUCCACUCUCCGUGCGUCGUCCUAACGACCAUCCUCUUACCCCUCUCCCUCACCCUUCAUACCCUCCCUUUCCCUCCUCGCCUCCUACCCCCUCUUCCCCAUCCCCCACCCCUCCU
Schizophyllum commune H4-8 is the source of this 1418-nucleotide messenger RNA. RefSeq lists its product as uncharacterized. NCBI's taxonomy places the organism in Eukaryota, Fungi, Basidiomycota, Agaricomycetes, Agaricales, Schizophyllaceae. The record is from RefSeq and is a predicted model, not a curated record. Bases 70 to 990 code for a protein of 306 amino acids. The transcript has 10 exons.